Molecule: messenger RNA, 528 nt
Organism: Aplosporella prunicola CBS 121167
Lineage: Eukaryota; Fungi; Ascomycota; Dothideomycetes; Botryosphaeriales; Aplosporellaceae
Exons: 2
Coding region: 1-528 (175 amino acids)
Biological process (GO): intracellular copper ion homeostasis; copper ion transmembrane transport
Cellular component (GO): plasma membrane
Molecular function (GO): copper ion transmembrane transporter activity
Source: RefSeq, a predicted model, not a curated record
AUGAACAUGGACGCCGCCGACAUGCGCAUGACCUUCUUCGACAGUCCGUUUACCUCACUCUUCUCCAACCAGUGGACUCCCAAGAACAAGGGCACCUACGCCGGCACCUGCAUCUUUCUCAUUGUCCUGGCCGUCGCCUACCGCCUUUUGCUCGUCGGAAAGCAGAAGCUCGAGGAGCGCUGGCUGAACCAAGCCAUCAACCGCCGUUAUGUCGUCGUCGCCGAUAGACAGCCCGAGUCCGAGCGCAUCGAGAAGGACCCCGACUCCAAGGACGCCGUCCUUUCCGCGAACGGUGUUGAGGAGCACGUCAAGAUGGUUCGUGCCAAGGCUUGCGGGGCCCAGCCGUGGAGGUUCAGCGUCGAUUUGCCUAGAGCCGCGCUGGUCACUGUCCAGGUCGGUGUCGGUUAUCUCCUGAUGUUGUCUGUCAUGACUCUCAACGUUGGCUACUUCUUGUCGGUCCUGGGUGGAACGUUUCUGGGCGAGGUGAUUUUGGGAAGGUACAACCAGGGCUUCGCGGAUCACCACUGA